This is a messenger RNA of Trypanosoma theileri, 1122 nucleotides long. RefSeq lists its product as uncharacterized. Gene Ontology annotation, molecular function: nucleic acid binding. Lineage: Eukaryota; Euglenozoa; Kinetoplastea; Trypanosomatida; Trypanosomatidae. The transcript has a single exon. Bases 1 to 1122 code for a protein of 373 amino acids. The record is from RefSeq and is a predicted model, not a curated record.
AUGACUCAACCGAAGAAGGAUCAUGCCAGUGAAUUGCUAGAUAAGUAUUUCGGUGAUGCGUAUCUCUUUGAGCACGCCAAUGCAUUCUUUCGAGAAAAGGUAUCACCGAAAGAUACUACCAACCUUACCACACCACCUACUAUAACCUGUGCUAGUUUUCUUCGUUUCGCAAACUGUACAGUAGAUGAAAAAAAUAUCAGUUCUCUAUGUGAAGCUGCGGGAUCAAGUUCCAUUGUAGAAGCUGUAAAAGGAGAAGAUGGUUCGUGGUGUUUACGUCGUCGUCGUUUCCUCGAUCCAAAAGACGAUCCCGCUCUUCGAAGUGUUGUAGUUUGGCCCCUCCAUCGUGCCUCCAAACCGGAUGAGGUGACUGCCUUUUUUAAUGCCUAUGGUGUAGUGGAGUCUGCCACUGUGAUGAUGCGACCUCACGGGGAUACGCAGCCGCAUGCCUCAUUUGUGGUCCGUUUUGCCACCGUUGAGGAGGCGACGAAUUGCACAAAAGCGAAUAUUUCUUUUGGUAAAGCACCUUCAGCCUUGGCGCAACACUUUUUACCGGCACGUGUACACGCCGUGUUGAUGGAGGAGUAUCUUGCCAAAAUGGAGGAGAAGAAUCGUGUGAAGGAGGAAUCGCAGUUGCAGCAUAAUGUCGUGAAGGCGCAGAAGGCAUUAGCGGAACUGCAGGAUAACAGCGUGAGGCGUUUUCUGCGUAAAGGCGUGACACUGAAAGUGGAAGGGGUUCCACCCGGGACAACGUGGCAGACAAUGAAGAUGAAAUUGGGCAAUCUCAGUAUUACGAACCCAGUCCUAAAGAAAGGCAUCACAUUACUGAGAGUGGAAGAGCCUGAAACAUCAUCCUCAUCAUCAUCCGGAGAUGCGGCAGCAGCGGGAUGUAAACAACGACGUGCGUUUGUGAUUUGCCGCGAUGAAGCCGUUGCAAGAGAACUGCGCUCCUCCUUCAGUUUGGCCGAUGGAGACUUUGGUCGGGAGCUGCGGGCGGUGUGCCCAAAUUUACUCCCACUCACAGACGCAGAGGAGGAGUACGCACGGCAGCACUUUCCACAGUGGUGUGAGCGCCGCGUGGAGGCAAAGCAGGCGGAUAACCGAAAGCGUCAGCGGAAUUUUUGA